Molecule: messenger RNA, 1404 nt
Organism: Diachasma alloeum
Lineage: Eukaryota; Metazoa; Arthropoda; Insecta; Hymenoptera; Braconidae
Gene: Sgt
Product: small glutamine-rich tetratricopeptide repeat-containing protein alpha
Exons: 4
Coding region: 258-1160 (300 amino acids)
Biological process (GO): post-translational protein targeting to endoplasmic reticulum membrane
Cellular component (GO): membrane; TRC complex
Molecular function (GO): protein binding; molecular adaptor activity
Source: RefSeq, a predicted model, not a curated record
GCUAUUCUUCUGGAAGAUAACCUAUACCCACGUAGAUCACUGAUCGCUCGUGUUGAUGUUGCAUUCUACGCCGGUGCAGUCUCGAAAAAAAAUUGUUAGACCUUUUUUUCCUCCACGCGGUUAACAAUAAACAAUUACGUGUAUAUUUUAGUGCUCUCUUGAGCCGCGUAGGGUUUCCCCCCGAUAAACAGCCGAGCAUUGAAGUCCCUGGGAUAGGAGAUCUGGAAGUGUCUUUAACGAAUUAAUAGCUGAGGAAUAUGGCAGUGAAAGGUCUGGUUGCUAGUAUUAUUCGCUUUUUGACAAAGCAAUUGGAGGAGGGAGAUAUAACAGAAGAUUCCCGUGAGAGCCUGGAAGUGGCGAUACAAUGUUUAGAGAGUGCUUACAACGUUCAGGCAUCAGAUGCACCAGCCAAUUUUGAUUUAUUGAGCUCUUGUGAAGCAGCCAUGGAGGGCUGCACUGUCCUACCCAGUCACGAAGCAACUGUUGAAGAAAAGAGCGAAGCUGAGAAGUUGAAGAAUCAGGGUAAUGCACUCAUGAAAGAGGACAAGAUUCAUGAGGCUAUCACAUUAUAUACCAAAGCGAUCGAACUGGACGGACGCAACGCAGUUUACUACGGGAACCGUGCAGCAGCAUACAGCAAAAUUGGAAAUCAUCGACGUGCUAUAAAAGACUGCGAGACAGCGCUUACAGUCGACCCCACGUACAGCAAAGCCUACGGACGCCUUGGCCUGGCAUAUUCGAGUUUGGAAAAGCACAAGGAGGCGAAGGAGAGUUACCAGAAGGCACUCGAAAUGGAGCCAGAUAAUGAGAGUUACAAAAAUAAUCUUCAGUUGGCUGAGGAGAAGUUGGCGCAGCAGGGAGUCAGUAAUAUGGGACUUGGGGCUAACAAUCCAGGUUUUCCAAUGGAUUUGAGCAGUAUGCUCUCAAAUCCUGCGCUGAUGAGCAUGGCCAGACAGAUGUUGUCAAAUCCUGGGAUGCAGAAUAUGCUUGGAGAUCUUAUGAGUGGAAAUAUCGAGCAGGGAGGAAGAAUGGAGGCUCUAAUUGAAGCAGGACAGCAAUUGGCCCAGCAGAUGCAGACUGCUAAUCCCGAACUUAUCGAGUCCCUCAGGAGACAGAUGGGCGGUGGACCCAAUGACCCUGACCCACCUCAACAGAAUUGAACUGUCAGAAAUUUCAUAAUUGACCUCGUUAUCGGCGAUUCAUCGCAAUUUAUAAUUGUCCCGUGAUAAUCAUCCACGCGACCUUCCUUCCUGAUGUAACUUUUUUUUCCAGUUUUUUUUUCCAACGCAUUGGAUUAUAAAUUGCAUCAUUAAAGCCUCUUUUAAAUCAUCUUGUUUAUGUUGCUUCGAAGUUGCCAUGUAUUCGAACAUUGUUAUAAUAAAUAUACGACAUGUCAAUGCGUAA